Molecule: messenger RNA, 2023 nt
Organism: Oryza brachyantha (malo sina)
Lineage: Eukaryota; Viridiplantae; Streptophyta; Magnoliopsida; Poales; Poaceae
Product: B3 domain-containing protein Os01g0905400-like
Exons: 5
Coding region: 1-1896 (631 amino acids)
Molecular function (GO): DNA binding
Source: RefSeq, a predicted model, not a curated record
AUGGUGGAGCUGAUACGAGUGAUAAAGGUAGAGCAAGAAGAGGGCAUUGCUGAUAGCCAUGGAGAGGAGAAAGACGAGAAGGGCGACGGCCAUGAGGAGAAAGCCGAGAAGGUGAGGAGGAGGAGGAAGAGGGUCUAUGACCCCCAGAGGAAGAAAGCUUGCGUGGAUUGCACAAAGAGAUGCAUCCGAGUUCAUGGCAGGGCUUCCUCCGACGAGAAGUCUAGGCCGACCCCGACGCUGCCGUCCUUCUUCAAGAUCAUGGUCGGCUACUUCUCCGAGAAUAUGGAUAUACCACUCCCAUUUGCCAGGACAAUCUCUGACCUGACUGGCUCCAAUGUUUAUCUCGAAGACACAUAUGGACUUCGCUGGCGAGUACGGCUGUGUCUGCAAAAUGGUGUUCUGUCAUUUGGUCAUGGGUGGAAGAACUUUGUGCUCGAUCACGACAUCAGCGUCGGCGAGUUCCUGGUGUUCAGGCAGAUCGCCAGGUCAGUCUUCACCGUGCAAAUAUUUGCUCUCUCGGCCUGUGAGAGGAUCCAUCUCUGCGAAAGGAACAACAGGCAGAGCCGGAAGAGGAAGCCCAGGCGAAAAACGGGCCAUUCUGCCAAUCAAAUGGUGAAAGCAAGCAACAAAUGUGUGGAUAAACGUCGAAAGAAGCAACGAACCGAGCAGAGAUGUGAUCUGGGGAAGAGCCAACCUGACAUGCCUGUUCAUGUCUCCAUCGACUCUGGUUCUGAACUGAAAUGUUCUGAAUCUUCAGUGAAAGAACUGGGUGUGGCUGCUGAUGAAUCACAUGAAGCUGUUAAGGUCGCUGCAAGAGAAACAGAUAGCUGUGCAAUUGAAUGCAAUGCUACUGUGAUGAGCGAUGAUCAAGAAUCAGCACGUGCACACCAAGAUAUGCCAAUGCAACUUUACUGCGAGUUAGGGCUACAAGAUGGGAAUGGUGAAACUAGGAACUGUGAAAACUCAAGUAUCCUCGAGAAUGCAGAACUAAGAACACCUCUGGCUAUGAUGGAUCUUAAUGAAGUGAGUAUAGAUGAUAUAUUUCUGUCAGCUGAUAUAUACGAAUUCGACAGUGAUUUUUGUAGUCCAGAAGCAUUUUCCGUUGAGCUGAAUACACAAGUGCUAGCUAACAAUGGCCGAGGUUCAGGUGACUGUUUUGGGAUGCCUGAGACAUCAACAUGUCUAGAAAAUAAACAGAUGUCUGAUGUACCGAGAACAAGGGCAGAUGCUGGCAGCGUUGCAUUGCAUGGCAUAGACAUCAACGCAUUGCCCCGUAACGAGUUAUCAGAAACUGCUGGACAGGAUAGCACUUGCCCUGAUAUUGAUGCAGCUCCAGAUGAUUGCAAAAAGGAUAAAGAUAUUAUGCCAUCUGAAGGCAACCAAGUUGCACAAAAAGCCGAUUCUUCUGCGAGGAAAGAUAUCAUUCAAGAUGGUCCACGGCAGAUUGCUGCAGAAAUUAUGCCAAGCAUUCCAAAGACUUGUGGAAUAACUGACGUCAGAGAAAAUAGUUUGCAACUUGGUAAUAGUUGUUGGAAUAAUAGCAAAGGACGGGAAAGAGGAAGCACCAAGUCAUGUGUAGUUCUUGGAGUUGCAGCAAAUAACAAGAAGUUCUGCAUAACAGUACCUCCAACAGACCAAACAUGGCUUGAACUUCCCAGACGACUGCCAGUUCUUCCAAGAACGAAGAAACAAGCGAGGAAGAUAUUAAUACUCAAGGAUCCAUGCAUGAGACUCUGGCCUGUGCUGUACCAAUGCACUCCAAAAUUCAACGGUUUCAUCGCUGGCUGGGCUGACAUAAGUAGAGAAAACAAUCUGCAUGAAGGCGACACCUGCGAGUUUGAACUUUGCAGCAACUCUGAACUGUCAUUCCAAGUGCUUGUGCCCGAUUUGCAGUAGCCACCAUUUCACCUGCCCUUUCGUUUCUUAUCCUUGUAAGAUCAAAAUGUUGUAUAGCUGUAGACUUCUUCCGCAUCAAAGUGUAUCCGAGUUGUAAAUCUCCUGCAGCAUUCCAGUUAAUUCCACA